UUAGAAAGGUUUUAACUUUUAAUGCAAGUUUCAGUUUUAACAUCAAUAAAAUCACAAACUUUUUUGUGAGAAAUUAUUAUGUUUAACCAGAUUUAACUGAAAGGAAAAAUAAAGCUUUAAAUGGUAAAAAAAAAGUGAAUUAAUGGAAUAAAAAUGAAUAAUAUAUAAAAUAAAUUUAUCACACUCAUUUAUAUCAAAAUCAUAGAGGAAACUUUUUUCUUACCGAAUAGAAGAAAUAAUCUUACACUAGGAUAGUAACUUACACUUUGAAAGCAGAGUUACUUUUGUUAAUAAAUUUAUUAAUAUGUAUGCUUGUUCACUAAUAUAUUUAGGCAUGGUUUUUCAGUUUUUGAUUUUUACUUUGGUUCUGGUCGGUUGUGGUUUUGGUUUUUGAUCAAUAAAUAAUCAAUAAAUAUAUGAACAACUCGGUUGUCUAUGAAUAUGAUUUUUUGCUUUAUUUAUUUUGGUUUGGUUCAAAUAACAAUAUUAUGAACCCGAAAAAAAUUGAAUUCAAUUCAAGCGCGUGGAUUUGCGUAGAGAUAUUCAUUUAACAUGCAUCCAUUGUCAAUUUUGUUAGUAUGUAGUUGUCAGUAUUAGCUCAUUUGUGCUUGUAUCCAAGUAAUGGUUGUAAUGUUUACAGCCAUUGCAUGCAUAUAUCGACGCACCAAUAUCUUUUUGUCCUUUAAAAACAAUUUCGACUGCACACAAAAAGGUACAAAUAAUUAUUUUAUGAAAUUGAUAUGGUACCCUAGCAAAAUUAACUUAGUAAUCAAAUCGAAAAGCAAAUCUCGUUCUCAGUUUAACCUAAUUGUCUUAUUCAUACACAUUGUUAUUCAUUCCGUUUCAGUUUAUUUGUCGUUGUAAAGUAAAAAUUUUACUGCAAAAUAAGUGUUAUUUUAUAGUUUAUAUACAAAAUUUAUUAAUAAAAUUCUCUCAUUGAUUUUUCUAUUGGUUAUAUUGGUUGAAAUAUGGUUAAAUGUAUAAAUAAUGAUGUUUUUAUUUUGAAAAUAUAUAAAAUUAACUAUUUUAUUAAUUUGUGUGUACUAAUGUAAAACGAAAAACAAAACAAAACAUGGAGGGAGUAUAAUUUUUAACACACGUCAAUAUCGAUUGGUGCAAAUUUAAAGUUAUCCGCAGACCAAACAUAAAUAGUAAUAAUAUGUACUAAUUGAUGGAAUUGAUAUCGUACCUAACCAAAUUAUAGUCUGACCUUAAUUAUUGUCUCUGAUAUCUCUGAAUCCAGCACUGACAAUAAUUUGGUUAUAGAAAAUAUAGGCUUUUCAUAAAAUACUCAUCCACAAAGAAAAUGACAGAAUAUAAAACUAAACGAUGUCACUAGCAUUUUUACUUGACCAUCAGUGCAAUAAUAAACAUAAAUAAUAAGUAAAUUGACCAUGAAAAACAUAAAUCAACUAUAUAAAGAAGGCCCUCGUUAGCAUACCGCGAGAAACAAAAGCAAGCUAAAUAAAAGAUCAUAUCAUCCACCAACAAAAUGGUGUUAGAGACAACAAAAAGUGAGGAACCAAUCAUGAGCCAGUCAAAGACGGUAUGUGUGAUAGGCGCAGGACCAUCAGGGUUAGUGUCGGCGAGAGAGCUAAAGAAAGAAGGGCAUAAGGUGGUGGUGAUGGAGCAAAACGACGACGUAGGAGGGCAAUGGCUAUACCAACCAAACGUGGAAGAAGAAGACUCAUUGGGGAAAACCAAAAUCCUAAAAGUACAUAGCAGCAUUUACUCAUCCUUGAGGUUGAUUUCGCCGAGAGAAAUAAUGGGUUUCUCUGACUUCCCUUUCACGGUUAAGGAAGGAAGAGACACGAGGAGAUUUCCCGGUCAUGAGGAGCUUUGGUUGUAUCUUAAGGAUUUUUGUGAGGUGUUUGGGUUGAGAGAGAUGAUUAGGUUUAAUGUUAGGGUUGAAUUUGUGGGGAUGGUGAAUGAUGAUGAUAUUACGAAGAGAUGGAGAGUGAAGAGUGUAGAGAAGAAGAGUGGUGAGGUUAUUGAAGAAGUGUUUGAUGCUGUUGUUGUUGCCACUGGCCAUUACUCUUACCCCAGAUUGCCUUCUAUUAAAGGAAUGGAUUUGUGGAAGGGAAAGCAAGUUCAUAGCCAUGUCUACAGGGUGCCUGAUCCUUUUCGUGACGAGGUGGUGGUGGUCGUAGGCGGCUUCAUCAGUGGACCGGACAUAUCAAUAGAGCUUGUGAAAGUAGCAAAGGAAGUUCAUUUAAGUGUCAAAUCACUUGACGUUUCUCCUGGCCUGUCUAAAGCCAUUACAAAACAUCAGAGCUUGCAUCUCCAACCACAGAUCGAAUCUCUAGAGGAAGAUGGACGUGUCAUUUUCGUUGAUGGGUCUUGUAUCGUAGCUGACACCAUUUUAUACUGUACUGGGUAUCGGUACAAAUUUCCAUUUCUCGAGAGUCAAGGAAGAGUAGAAGUUGAUGAUAAUAGAGUGGGUCCACUCUUCGAACACACAUUCUCACCUUCUCUUUCUCCUUCUCUGUCCUUUGUCGGCAUCCCUCAAAAGUUGAUAGGGUUUCCAUUCUUCGAAUCACAAGCGAAAUGGAUUGCAAUGAUUUUGUCAGGCAAGACUUCACUUCCUUCCUACGAUGAAAUGAUGCAAUCAGUGGCCGAGUUCUACCGCGCCAAUGGAGUCCCUAAGCGUAACACUCAUGACAUCGGAAGAGACUUCGUCAAUUAUUGCGAUAAAUACGCGGAUUACACGGGAUAUCCACAUCUGGAGGAAUGGAGAAAGAAGCUGUGUGUGACAACUAUACUGAGAUCCCUGGAUAAUCUUGAGACUUAUCGUGAUUCUUGGGACGAUGAUCAUGAGCUCCUUCAAGAAGCUCUUCAAGACCCUUAUUUUGCUCAACGAACUACCCCUUAAAAGAGAAAAGCUUUUGAUGCAAGUUUCGACUUUUGUCUGAUUGAUUAAUUAUAAUAAACCCCAAAAAAAAAAAGAACUCUUAAACAUUCUGUGGUGUAUUUUCAUAUAUAUAUAUAAAUAAACCUCCUAUCAUCUAAGUUCAUCCCUUUAGAUGAAAUAUAGAAAGCUAGACACA
Brassica rapa (field mustard) is the source of this 3047-nucleotide messenger RNA. RefSeq names its product flavin-containing monooxygenase FMO GS-OX-like 8. NCBI's taxonomy places the organism in Eukaryota, Viridiplantae, Streptophyta, Magnoliopsida, Brassicales, Brassicaceae. The record is from RefSeq and is a predicted model, not a curated record. Gene Ontology annotation, molecular function: NADP binding; N,N-dimethylaniline monooxygenase activity; flavin adenine dinucleotide binding.